GUUCAGGGUAUAGUGAGGUGUGUGUAUAAACAUUGCCUUCGGUAGUAGUUUAAACCUUCCGCGAGCACAGUCCAUACUUGUCCAGUAAUGCCAUUUACAUAAUAUAUCUAGCAUAUCGGUGCCGCCAUUGCUUGUACAUUUUCCGGAAGUAAAUAUCCACGUGUGAAAGCUUUUUCAUCGCUAGAAUGUAUCGUGAUGGUAACCGUGAACAGGAUUAUAUCAGCUUGCCGUGUUUCCAUGGUAACUAGCCGUUCCCAUCAUUCUUCAUACAAACGUGACAAUGACAAAUUAAAGGUUCCUCCCAGGGUUUGAGGAUUUGACGAGGAUUUCCGUCUGAGGUGUAAAAUGAGUUUUACCAGAAUCUAUAAAAGAUGGGAAGACGCACUAGGAACGCCAUUCAUCAAAUAUGGAAUACUGGUAUCGAGAUACCCAUGGCAUGUAUUGAUAGUAUGUGUGACCAUCAACUGUCUGUUAGGGAUUGGACUGGUCAGGUUGGAGUCUGAGACGGACACCGAAACCCUUUAUACACCACAAAACAGCCAGUCCAAGGCAGACCGAGCAACAGUGGAGUCCAUUUUUACUGAAGACAAGUCUGGCACGAACUUCUACGGAAAGAGCAUUACGAAAGAAAAUAAGUAUGCGGACGUCAUUUUGAAAUCCAAAGACGGUUCAAGUAUCCUAACAACAACGUAUGUGGAUGAAAUUGAAAGAAUAUACAACUACAUUCAAAACAAUGUUACCAUAACCAGUGACAAUACAACCCUCGGUCUGGUGAACGUUUGUGCCUUACGGAGCGGUAAAUGUGUCGUUGGAGGGGACGUUGUUUUCAGUACGGCCUUCCGAACAGCAAUGUCAUCAAACACCAUAAGCUACCCACUGUUCAAUUAUGAAUAUCUUAGUGGAACAUUCGGAGAUGCACAAUCAUCAGGAGGUUACCUCACUUCGGCUAAGAUGGUGAGACUGUUUUUCUAUCUGCGUCAGGACACCGUUUCAGCAUCAGCACUAUCUUCUGCCUGGGAAGGGAAGUUAAUAGAGACAUUCGGUACUUUCUCCUCCCCUUCAAUGGAUAUCGCUUAUUCAACGUCAAGAUCCUUAGACGACGAAUUGGAUAAAAACGUGAACGGAGAUGUUCUGCUCUUUGCUCUUACUUUCACAAUGAUGUUGACUUACGCUGGAUUCGCCACUUCCGGUGGAGAUUGUGUUUCCGACAGACAAAAUUUGGGUCGUGCAGGCGUUUUCGCAACGUGCUUUGCAAUUCUUGGAUCAUUCGGCCUAAUCAGUGUCAUUGGUGUGAAGUUUGUCAGUAUUGUCGGAACACUUCCUUUUCUUAUCAUAGGUAUUGGUCUGGACGAUAUGUUUAUUCUGAUGUCCUGCCUGGCGGACUGCUCAGCAAAAACAUCGAUAGAAGAAAAGAUGAAGGAGACGAUGCGGACAGGGGGCGUGGCUAUCACCAUAACAUCAAUCACAGACUUUUUAGCAUUCGCCAUUGGUGCAUCAGCUUCUUUCAUCAGCGUGCGAAACUUCUGCGUUUACGCAGGUACGGCUGUCAUCUUCUGCUACCUCAAUCAGCUGGCCUUUUUUGUGCCGUGUAUGGUGAUCAAUGAGCGCCGAAUGACCCGAAACGACCAUUGCGGGACGUGUCGUCCUAUAAAACCCCGCGAGGAGCUACGAACGGAAGGAAAAUCCAUAAUCCAUGCCUUCUGUUGUGGCGGACAGCCACCUAAGACCAGAAGAGAUAAUGAAAGUCCGUUAGAAAAAUAUCCUAAGCUCCUUUUUCAGUAUUUAGUUAGAAAUCCGAUCGCAAAGGUUGCGAUAAUAAUGCUUUUUAUUGCUUAUAUCGCGGCAACUGUUUACGGAAUAAUGAAUUUUAAACGAGGUCUGCUUCUCAGUAACUUGGUGACUAAAGAUUCAUAUUUUUAUACGCACAGUAAGAUCCUUGAGGGUCAUUUUACUACAGAGGUCACCAUAGGAUUUACGGUCACUUCAACACAGAACUACUCCGAUGUUACUACUCAAAAUCGUGUUUCGGACCUGUUGUCGAACGCCUUGGCUGAUCUUGAUAUCAAUCCAAUUGUCACGUCAAACUGGCUGGCGGACUACAAGAGGCUCCAUGCUUUACAGUAAUGUAAGUGAGACAAGCUUCAUAGCCGGCCUGAAAACAUUCGUAAAAUUCCGUACAGACCACGCUAAUGAUGUUGUCUUCAGCAGCGCUGAGACGAGCAUUGUCGGUGCAAGGUUUUAUGUUUUAACCAAAGAUCUUCCUGAAUCUGAACAACAAGGAAACAUCAUGCUACGGAUGCGUGAUGUAGCGUACAACUCUCCUUUACCAGUUGUUUGUUUUUCUUGGCCGUUUGUAUUUUUUGAUGAGUACGCUUCCGUUUUCCAAAUAACACUCACAACAGUCGGAGUAGCAAUAGCCGCCAUGUUUGUGGUUACCUUGUUGUUUAUGCCACAUCCUUUACUUGUCGCGUGCGUGACCGUUACCAUGGUAAUGAUAUGCGCGGGUAUGUUUGGAUUCAUGUAUUAUUGGGACCUCACAUUGAGUGCCAUUACUAUGAUAGAUAUUGUAAUGAGUAUUGGUUUUUCUGUCGAUUUCAGUGCGCAUAUUUGUCAUGCAUAUAUAACUGUAGAUGGCACAACGCGAAAACAACGUGUGCAUAAUGCUAUAAAUCGGUCGGGAGGACCAAUCAUCAACGCCGCCAUUUCCUCAAUUAUGGGAAUACUUAUCCUUGCAUUCUCAUCCUCAUAUAUAUUCCAGAGUUUCUUCAAACUGCUGUUUCUAGUAAUGGUAUUUGGGCUAGCGCAUGCUUUGUUGUUACUUCCGGUAAUUUUUUCAUUAGUUGGACCCGUGACGGAAGUUCCAUCUACUCCAACGCCAGUCGAUAAAGAGGUACAGGUCCAGACAAUAUGUGAGUCUACAGACAAUCAAAUGAACGCUAACAAUGACAAAUCCGAAACGGUAGAACUAGACAAUGUAAAUAUGACAUUGCCGAAGGAUUUGUCUACCAACGGUAACGUCUCUACACACUUAUGAUACUUCUGGAAUAUAUAUAAUGUAGACAGAUCUAACACUUUCCUACUUCUUGUCAACCAGGUUAUUAUCCUUCUAAUAAAAAUCCAAGACAAUUUUAGAGCAAAUUAUUUCAAUUAUUCAGCGAAGUUCUUUUUAUGCAGUCAAAACAAAGGGUACUGUACAUGUAUUUAAUGGCAUUUUAAGAGGAUAUGCCAGUAUUUUAGCAAAUUAAGAAUUGUGGAGCGUUUAAAACGUGAACCCCUUCGUGGAUUCUAAUACAGUUUUGAUAAUUUUAUCUUUUAUCAAAAGGGCGAUAACUCGUUCACACAUGUACAUUGUAUCCUUAUACAAAUAGUAUAGAUAAGGUACAAGGUUUUUUUUAAAUAGUGAAAAAAAUUAGCAUUUUAUUAUUUGAAACAUGUGGCAAUGGAUUUCAUAGACAAUCAAAACCUUUAAAAGGGAGGAAAUAAACCUAUUAUAUCAAUUUUAUAUUCAAUAGUCAAAAUAUUUAUUAUAAUUCAAAUCAAAUUUCUACAAUAAAAAGUCUUAAAUUAUUUAAGCAUGUAGAUGUUUAUUUGUCAAAAUGAAAAUGUCAAAGAUAUACACAGGGUAGAUAAUCGAAAUAUCAAUGGUAACAAAUUUGGUGUAAUUUAUAUAUUGAAAAUCUAUAAAACAUUGACUGCAUGUUAUAUUUAAAUUCAAACGAUAUUAUUAUAUUUUGUUGACAUAUAUUAAACAUAAUAUUGUAUUGUCUAUGUAUGUAAUUAAACAAUACGUAAUGUUCGAUUAAACAAUUAUGUAUACAAGUAUUAUUAGUGUUUAUGGUAUAUCUAUGUAAACAAGAAUGAUACUGGAAGUUAUAAUGUGUAUAUAUCUAAACAAGUAUUAUACAUAAUGCUUUAUUGUACAUUGUGUAAAUAAACAUGUUAUAUUGUUCAUUUAUGUCGGCAAGUAUUACACAUAAUGUUAUAUUGUAAUAUAUGUCAGUAAGUAUUACACAUAAUGUUAUAUUGUACAUUGUGUAAAUAAGUAUAACAUGAAGUUAUAUUAUGAUUUAUAUAUAAACAAGUAUCAUACAUAAUUUUAUAUUGUAGUUAUAUGUAAACUAGGAAUAUAUAUUGUUACGAUGUGAAUUUAUCUAAAUAAGUAUUAUAGUAAACUAUUAAAACACAAUUUUUUAUAAUCAUUUAGAUCACUGUGACUGGAUGGAUUUAGUCCAUGUAUAGCAUGACUAUUAUGGGGUGAGAAAUGAUAUCGUCCAAGUAUAGGGAAGUAUAGGUUAAUAUAGCUUGUGGCUUUCUUGUGUAAAGAAAAUGCUUUAUUGACCGGUGUUUCCGAUUUGAUAUUCAAUGGGUUUCGCCAAAUUUGUAGGAUGUGGUACAAUAUUACUUAUAUUACUCCUACUGAGUUUACCAUCCGCAAUUUAUAGUAUCAUUCAUAAUAUACUGUAAUGUAAUUAGUUUAAUCAAAUUCUGUUCUACAUAUGGCUAUUGGAAAAUAAGCACUGAAAAGGGGGUACAGAUACAGUAUUUAGUAGUCAGAUUUCCUUUAUAAUGAAUGGAUAACCCAAGUAUCGUAUGUUAUCGACUACUCCAAAGCAGUAAAACUGUAUCCAUGCAUAAUAUAAUCGAUUAUUUAUCUUAGUAUAUGUAGCUUCCAAUUAACUGUCCAUAAAAUAUCUCUACAUAGUUCCAGGAAAAUGAAAUGUAAAAUAUACUGCGAUAGUUUUUUUGUAAUAUGUAUACGCGGAAAACUUCUGUUUGUUUGUGUAUAAGAAUUUACUAUUUAUGCUAGUCAUAAUUGCAUAUACAGAAUUUGUGUAAGUGACUGAAGGUGUACUUUUUUGCUUGGGCCGCAGAUGAGACUGUGCGUUAAUGUUAUCAUAAUUGGUGCUGUAUCGAGUGAUACACAUGUAUAACAAAGUUUAUUAUCAUUGAUAUCGAUCCUGGACUGUAUUGUAGAAUGACUUCUGUACUGUUUAUUUAUUCCUACCUCAAAUUCACUUCAAAUGAGCUCUGUUUCCGGUUUUAUUAAAACUGAAUUUUUUCCAUGUU
Pecten maximus is the source of this 5067-nucleotide messenger RNA. Its product is annotated as patched domain-containing protein 3-like. Lineage: Eukaryota; Metazoa; Mollusca; Bivalvia; Pectinida; Pectinidae. The record is from RefSeq and is a predicted model, not a curated record. Bases 346 to 2124 code for a protein of 592 amino acids. The transcript is spliced from 4 exons. Gene Ontology annotation, cellular component: membrane.